This is a messenger RNA of Hypoxylon fragiforme, 881 nucleotides long. RefSeq lists its product as uncharacterized. The transcript has a single exon. The record is from RefSeq and is a predicted model, not a curated record. The coding region runs from base 56 to 496 and encodes 146 amino acids. NCBI's taxonomy places the organism in Eukaryota, Fungi, Ascomycota, Sordariomycetes, Xylariales, Hypoxylaceae.
GUUAAAAAUUUAAAGGAGUCUGGUAAGUCGGGCAAGUCUUUGACUUGGAUCAUUGAUGGACAUGAUAUUAACUAUUUUAGGCAUUGGCGUCACUCAAACUCUAGAGAUUCUGCAACAGCAGAACCCUCAUGUCCCCCUUCUCCCCAGGGAUAUCUACAACGCGAGGGCUGCGAUAAAUCGAAACCCACAAAAGGUUGAAGCCGGCAUUGCUGAAUCGCGGCCGGCAAUAUAUAGCAAGCCAGCCCCGUCUGCCGAAGAACGAAUACGAUCAGACCUUAGACGGGAGCUAGCCCGAACCAAGGAAGAAUUGGCGAAGGUCAAGGAUGAUUCGAAAAAGGAACUAGACGAAUUAAAGGAGAAGAUACGCGAGAAAGAUAAAAUCAUUGAAAAAUUUGAGAUGUUUAUCGACAUAUGCAACCAACGGGUUAUGGUGCAGAGGGAGAGACUGAGCGACACAGGAGAGGGCAAUGGCGGACCAGGGACAUCCAGUAACUAAAGAGGUCUACGAUAUGCAUAUCUCAAAAUGGCUUCAAAAUCAAGACAUGUACGGUCCGGGUCUGGAUUAUUUAGGAGGGAGCAUAGGCGUCUCGAGGAUUACGACUGGAAUUGAUGGCAUACGGCGGGGUUUGGAGUUCUAUGGGAUUGUGGCUACUAGGGAGGGAUACAGUUGGACGCCAACUUUGCAUAUAACUUGAUGCUUUGGUAGGCAGGAAUGGGCAAGGCCUACUUGGGUAUGGCAACGGAAAAAAUAGACAUUGGGGCUCAUUAUACGGAUCGCUACUAUUCUUUACUCUAUUGCCAUGGCUUUAUACUGUGUACCACGAACAACUUAGACCUACCCGUCCCUUGAAUGACUAAAAUGCAUGGUGUAUGACUGGAGC